CUCCUCGGUCAAACUCUUCCAAAAGAGAGCUCAUGUUGUCUACAGCAGCAAUCCACAAGCACGCUGCUAAGUUGCUGCUGCUUCUCGUCGUCGCUUUUGUUCUUCCGCAAGUCAAUAAUGCGACCACCGCCGCCACCACCGCUGCUGCCUCCGAGCCGCAAAUCCUCUUGAGCUUCAAGGCCAGCAUUUCCGAUCCGCUUGGUCACCUCGGCGACUGGCAGCUCCCUCAGAAUGGCUCUUCCUCCUUUGAGCAUUGUUCCUGGUCCGGAGUGUCCUGCGAUUCGAUUUCUCGGUCCGUCACAGGCUUGGACCUCCAGAGUCGAAACUUAUCCGGAGCGCUCGACUCGACGGUUUGCAAUCUCCCCGGCCUGGCUUCUCUGUCGCUCAGUGACAACAACUUCACGCAGCUCUUCCCGGUCGGUCUCUACAGCUGCAAAAAUCUCGUCUUCCUGGACCUCAGCUACAAUAACUUCUUCGGCCCGUUGCCGGACAACAUCUCGUCCCUGCGCUCCUUGGAGUAUCUCGACCUCGAGUGCAAUGCUUUCACAGGUCCCAUGCCGGACGACAUCGGGAAUCUCUCGCAGCUCCAAUACUUCAACGUGUGGGAGUGCCUUCUCACGACGAUAUCCCCGGCACUGGGAAAGCUCUCCAGGCUGACCAAUCUCACGCUCUCCUACAAUCCUUUCACCACGCCCUUGCCACCAGAGCUUCGCCACCUCAAGAGCCUCCAGUCCCUCAAGUGUGGCGGCUGUCAGCUCACAGGCAGCAUUCCCGACUGGCUUGGAGAGCUGAAAAAUCUCGACUUUCUGGAGCUGACAUGGAAUUCUCUGUCGGGCAUCAUUCCAUCUUCCAUAAUGCACCUCCCAAAACUCACAUCCCUGGAACUCUACAGCAACAAGCUCACAGGCCCCAUUCCUUCCGAGGUGGAGUUCCUGGUAUCGCUCACGGACCUCGACCUCAACAGCAACUUUCUCAAUGGCUCCAUUCCGGACACGCUUGCGAAAAUUCCCAAUCUUGGACUCCUCCACCUCUGGAACAAUAGUCUCACCGGAGAGAUCCCCCAAGGCCUGGCCAGUCUGAGUAAGUUAUACGACCUCUCCCUGUUUGGCAACCAGCUCACAGGUAUCAUACCGGCCGAGCUAGGACUUCACACCAGUCUCGAGAUAUUCGACGUCUCCACAAAUCUUCUCACCGGAGCGGUUCCAAGCGGCUUGUGCACCGGGGGUCGACUUCAAAAGCUCAUCUUCUUCAACAACAGCCUUUCUGGAGGAAUCCCGUCGGCCUACGAAGACUGCGAGUCUCUCGUUCGUGUCCGAAUGUAUCACAACAAGCUGUCUGGAGCGCUUCCGAGCGGGAUGUGGGGACUGCCUCGUAUGACCAUCUUGGAAAUUUACGACAACAGCUUCCAAGGCUCGGUGCCGCCGCAGCUCGGGCAUGCCACUAAUCUCCAAACGUUGAGAAUCCACAACAACAAGUUGACCGGAACGGUUCCCACGGACAUUGACAAGCUGCAAGUACUGGAUGAGUUCACGGCAUACGGAAAUAAACUCUCAGGUACUAUACCGGACAAUCUGUGUAAGUGCUCCUCGAUGUCAAAAUUGCUGCUGGGAUCAAACCAGUUGGAAGGAGAAAUUCCAAGCAACAUCGGGGACUUGAGCAGCCUUGCCAUCCUCGACUUGUCCAACAAUCAUCUGUCCGGUUCCAUACCACCAUCGAUCGUAAAGAUGGUGUCACUCAACUCGCUGGACCUCUCCAGGAACAACUUCAGCGGCGACAUUCCUCCGGUGCUGACCAGAAUGAGGCUCAAAGAUUUCCUGCUCUUCAACGUCUCGUAUAACGACUUUUCCGGAGUGCUUCCACAAGCACUGGACGUCCCCAUGUUCAACUCGAGUUUCAUAGGCAAUCCCAAGCUUUGCGUCGGAGCUCCCUGGUCUUUGAGGAGGUCCAUGAACUGCCAAGCGGAUUCCUCUAGACUCCGCAAACAACCUGGCAUGAUGGCCUGGAUAGCAGGAAGUGUUCUUGCGUCGGCAGCGGCAGCGUCAGCCCUGUGCUCAUACUAUCUGUACAAAAGAUGCCAUCAGCCAUCGAAAACGAGGGACGGGUGCAAGGAGGAGCCAUGGACAAUGACCCCGUUCCAAAAACUCACGUUCACGAUGGACGACGUUAUGAGAUCGUUGGACGAAGAAAAUGUCAUCGGCAGCGGAGGUGCUGGAAAAGUUUACAAGGCAACGUUAAAGAGCAACAACGAGUAUAGCCACCUCGCAAUAAAAAAGCUGUGGUCCUGUGACAAAGCGGAGAUCCGGAACGACUACGGCUUCAACACUGAGGUUAACAUCCUGGGAAGAAUUCGACACUUCAACAUCGUUAGGCUUCUCUGCUGCUGCUCGAAUGGAGAAACCAACCUGUUAGUAUAUGAGUACGUACCAAAUGGCAGCUUGGGCGACGUCCUGCACCACCCCAGCACAAAAAUCUCUGGAGUUCUCGACUGGCCAGCUCGGUACAGGAUUGCUCUCGGCGCAGCACAGGGGCUCUCGUAUUUGCACCACGACUGCGCUCCGGCCAUCCUCCAUCGUGAUAUCAAGUCGAACAACAUCCUUCUCAGCGACGAGUACGACGCACUACUAGCUGACUUUGGCAUCGCAAAGCUCGUCGGGAGCAACUCCUCCACCGAGUUCUCGAUGUCGGUCCUUGCAGGAUCUCAUGGCUACAUUGCACCCGAGUACGCCCACCGGAUGAAAGUGAACGAGAAGAGCGACGUCUACAGCUUCGGCGUCGUGCUGCUAGAGCUCGUCACGGGCAAGAAGCCGGUCGGAAGCCCUGAAUUCGGCGACAACGGCGUGGACAUCGUCACCUGGGCGUGCAACAGCAUCCAAUCCAAGCAGGGCGUCGACGCCGUCAUCGAUCCCCGCCUCUCGCCCGCGAGCUGCCGCCAGCGCGAUCUCCUCCUCGUCCUCAAGAUCGCCCUGCGCUGCACCAAUGCCCUAGCCUCCUCCCGCCCAUCCAUGCGCGACGUGGUGCAAAUGCUCCUGGAUGCCCACCCCGGUUCGAAUCCCCCCAAAAUGUAGAGAAUAUGCGCACGCAUCUUUACGGAACAUUCCUUUCCAAAUGAAGGUAUCUUACAUACAUAGUAGCAAAGUGGAUGUCUAGAUGAUCAAACCAAGCUCCCGCAAGAGACCCUCGUCCUUUAACAGGAACUUGGAUGCUCUCGCAGGGCAGGCCCUGUUCUUA
Messenger RNA from Selaginella moellendorffii, 3228 nucleotides. Its product is annotated as receptor-like protein kinase HSL1. The transcript is spliced from 2 exons. Gene Ontology annotation, biological process: protein phosphorylation. The record is from RefSeq and is a predicted model, not a curated record. NCBI's taxonomy places the organism in Eukaryota, Viridiplantae, Streptophyta, Lycopodiopsida, Selaginellales, Selaginellaceae. Gene Ontology annotation, cellular component: plasma membrane. Gene Ontology annotation, molecular function: protein kinase activity; protein binding; ATP binding. The coding region runs from base 33 to 3065 and encodes 1010 amino acids.